Molecule: messenger RNA, 1265 nt
Organism: Pseudoliparis swirei
Lineage: Eukaryota; Metazoa; Chordata; Actinopteri; Perciformes; Liparidae
Product: leukocyte surface antigen CD53
Exons: 8
Coding region: 236-931 (231 amino acids)
Cellular component (GO): membrane
Source: RefSeq, a predicted model, not a curated record
GAUGUUCCAUGUAGCAGAGAAAGAGGAAGUGAAGAGGAGGAAGUGAUCUCGGUUCCCUCGGUUCCCUCGACUCGAGAACACAGACACAUUAUCCUCUCCGACGAAAGCCUUUCAUCUCAAGUCGUCCUGAGAUCUUGGCCGUGUUCACGUUGGACCUCCGUGACCUUUGACCUCCCUCAGGCCCCCCCUCUGACGGCGGCCGUGUCUCUGGCAGGUCGUGACCUCUGCGUCCACCAUGGCUCAAGGCUGCCUGCGCUGCCUGAAGUUCACCAUGUGCUUCGCCAACUUCCUCUGCUUCGUGUGCGGGGUGGCGGUGGUGACCUUCGGCAUCUACCUGACGGUGACCUUCCGGCUGGCCGCCCUCACGCCGGCGCUGGCCAGCUUCACGUCGGCCAACCUGCUGCUGGCCAGCGGCGUGGUCAUCACCGGCGUCGCCCUGCUCGGCUUCCUGGGCGCUCUGAAGGAGAACCGCUGCCUGCUGCUCACGUUCUUCCUGCUGCUGUUCUUCCUGAUGUUGGUGGAGCUGAUUGCAGCGUGCAUACUGCUCAUGUACGAGGGUCAGAUCGCUCAGCUGGUGAAGGAGGAUCUCAACGAGGGUUUGGAGAAGGCCAAAGGAGAGAACGUGAACAGCACGGACGUGAUGAGCGAGUGGGACGUGGUCCAGAGGAAGCUGGAUUGCUGUGGAGUCCACAACUGGACCGACUGGGGGGACAACGUGCCUGAGUCCUGCUGCCUGGAGCGCUGUCACAGCCCAGAGGCCCGGUACAGAGAAAAGGGUUGUUUGGAGACGUUGAAGAACUUGUUUGAGGAGAACUUCCUCACCACCGGGAUCUCCGUCAUCGUCCUCUGCAUCAUCGAGGUCCUGGGAAUGUGCUUCGCCAUGACGCUCUUCUGCCACAUCAGCAGAUCCGGACUGGGCUACAAGCUUUAGAUACGAUCUCAAUAUAUCGGUUAAUAUUGUACAAUUAUUGUCCUUUGGUCACAUCCCGUUGGCAGAGCUCUAGAAGAAAGAUGUUUCUGGAAGAUCAUAAAAACAUUAUUUGUGAUAUUAAUAAUUGUUUUGCUGUUUCAUCAGAAUGAUUCUCAAGUAAACAUUUCACAAAGCUGUGGCUCCAGGAAUGUGAGUGAAUAAGUAAAAUGAUAUUUCAGGCUCGUUUCUCUCAACAUCUUUAAGAGGGAAUAAUAAUGAAAAGCAUUAUAACAUUAAAUAUAUGAUAGAACUUUCUUCCAUGUCUUCAGUAUUAAAGACCUCCAUUUUGACUUCA